CAAAAGUGUAAUCAACGUGAAUAAACCUCUGGGUGCAUCUAUUAUGAAUUAAAGAACAUACCCAGAGAGAUAAUCGAAAAGUUGAACAUCUGGUCGGUACAGCUACAACUGAAUAGAACUGAACUGUGACAUAUGAAUAACUAUAUUCUUUAAAUUGUGCUGUUAGUGCAAUUAGGCUUUUUAAGUGACCGUAGCUAUAUGUUGAGAGAGAAAGAGAGAGCUAUUGAUGCCUCCAAAACCUAAUUGUGAUUUGUAUCAUUAAGGAAUGAUAAAUAUGCAGAGAAGUGCGCCAAAUAUUUUGAUAACGGGCACACCUGGUGUGGGCAAAAGUCUGAUGUCUCGUAUGUUAUCGGAAAAAAGUGGAUUGGUAUGGUUGGACGUUAGUAAAUUAGCUAUAGAAAAUGAAUGUUUGGAAGAGUACGACGAAGUGUACCAAUGUAGAGUGUUGGAUGAGGAAAAGUUGCUGGAUGGAAUGGAGAAUCUUAUGAACGAAGGGGGAAAGAUUGUGGAUUAUCACGGUGCCGAAUUCUUCCCCGAAAGAUGGUUCGACAUCGUAUUUGUGCUCAGAACGGACAAUACAAUCUUAUACGACCGUCUUAAGGAAAGAGGUUAUAGCGGCAAGAAAUUGGAAGACAACAUAGAUUGUGAGAUUUUCCAAACGAUUCUCGAAGAGGCAAGAACAUCCUACAGGGAAGAAAUUGUACAUGAAUUGAUGAGCAAUAACAUGGAUCAAUUGGCAGAUAAUGUAAAAAGAAUAUGUCAGUGGUUGGAACAAUGGAAAAUAGAUAAUACAUAAAUGUGAAAAUAUAUAUUUAUUAUAUAUA
This is a messenger RNA of Dinoponera quadriceps, 824 nucleotides long. RefSeq names its product adenylate kinase isoenzyme 6 (gene Ak6). Gene Ontology annotation, cellular component: cytoplasm; nucleus. The record is from RefSeq and is a predicted model, not a curated record. The transcript has 4 exons. NCBI's taxonomy places the organism in Eukaryota, Metazoa, Arthropoda, Insecta, Hymenoptera, Formicidae. Gene Ontology annotation, molecular function: ATP hydrolysis activity; AMP kinase activity; ATP binding. Bases 266 to 796 code for a protein of 176 amino acids.